GCUCCCUUCACAUACUGCUGUGAUGUUCUCCUGAAACUCGUGACUCUGCUGUCUGUCCACCAACAUGCUCGCCUCUCUGAAGCUCAUACUACUAUUGUUGCUGGCCCUCGGCUUUGCACAGGCUCUGCAGCACAACUACAUCGAUGAAGCCGACGAGGUGGCCGACGCUGAGCUGCUCGUUGCGGCUGCAAACUCCGGUGCCCUGUGGCCUCUGCCGCAGAAAGUGAAAAUCUCAGAUGUUUCAAUCAAGUUAAACAGCUUCAGCUUCCAAAUAACCGACGCCAAAGAGUCGACAGCCGGGCAGAGCUGCAGCCUCCUGCAGGAUGCAUACAGGAGGUAUUUUGAGUAUGUGUUUGGGAACGCUAAAAGGCAUGAGCCGGGCAAAAGCAGGCGAACUGGUCCCUCUGAGCUGACUGAGCUGCAGGUGUGGAUCACCUCACCUGACUCUGAAUGUGACGGAUACCCCAGUGUUACAUCUGACGAGUCAUAUGAGCUGAUGGUGGAUCAGCCGUAUGCUGUCUUGAAAGCGCCAAAGGUCUGGGGAGCCUUACAUGGUCUGGAAACAUUCAGCCAGCUGGUAUAUGAAGAUGAAUAUGGAGCUAAAAGCAUCAAUUCAACAACUAUCAGUGACUUCCCCAGAUUUGCACAUAGAGGCAUCCUACUGGACAGCUCUCGGCAUUUCCUGCCCAUCAAAGUCAUCCUGGCUAAUUUGGAAACAAUGGCAAUGAACAAAUUUAAUGUUUUCCACUGGCACAUCGUGGAUGAUCCAUCUUUCCCUUACCUGAGCCGAACGUUCCCACAGCUGAGCCAGCAGGGAGCUUACCACCCAUACACACAUGUGUAUACACCAGCGGACGUGAAGAUGGUGAUCGAGUUUGGCCGUCUGCGAGGCAUUCGUGUUAUCCCGGAGUUUGACACUCCAGGACACACACAGUCUUGGGGCAAAGGUCAGACAGAUCUGCUCACACCCUGUUACUCUGGCUCCAAACCAUCCGGCACAUUCGGACCAGUGAACCCCAUCCUGAGCACCACGUAUGAGUUCAUGAGCCAGUUCUUCAAGGAGAUCAGCACCGUGUUCCCUGACGCCUACAUUCACCUGGGAGGUGAUGAGGUGGACUUCAGCUGUUGGAAGUCCAACCCGGACAUUCAGAAGUUUAUGGAUCAGCAAGGCUUCGGACAAGAUUACAAGAAACUGGAAUCAUUCUAUAUUCAAAAACUCUUGGAUAUCGUCGCCACUACCCAGAAGGGCUACAUGAUCUGGCAGGAGGUCUUUGAUAAUGGUGUUACGCUGAAACCAGACACACUUAUCCACGUUUGGAAGGGAAACAAGGAGAAAUACCAGAGUGAGAUGGCAAAUGUUACAUCAUCAGGGUUCCAGACCCUGCUGUCCUCUCCCUGGUACCUGAACCGUAUCUCCUACGGCCAGGACUGGCAGGGCCAUUACAAGGCUGACCCACAGGAUUUCAAGGGAACUGAAGCGCAAAAGAAGCUUGUGAUUGGUGGAGAAGCCUGUUUGUGGGGGGAGUAUGUGGACGCCACAAACCUGACACCCAGACUCUGGCCUCGAGCCAGCGCUGUGGCAGAGCGGCUGUGGAGCGCCGUGGAUGUGACGGACAUCACUGAUGCCUUUAACAGACUGUCUGUGCACCGCUGUCGCAUGGUGGAGCGCGGGAUCCCAGCUGAGCCACUGUUUUCCAGCUACUGUCCCCAUGAGUACAAAGGUGUCUGAAAACAACUGAAAGGACCAUGGGAACAGAAAAACGAAACAAAUCCAUUUACAAUCAACCCAAUGCUUGUUUUUUAAACUGAGAAAUCAAAUGCCAAACUGCCUUUGAGUCAAUGUCACUGUACAGAUGCUCUUCAUCCUUUUUAAAUCUGCUUUACAGAACUUUUGAUCACAUCAAAUGUCAUAAAUCCUUUUGGAUUUUUGAAUGCACUCUGUUCUUAUGAAUGUUUGAGUAAUUGAUUACGAAUAAAACGUUGACAUUUUA
Molecule: messenger RNA, 1991 nt
Organism: Anoplopoma fimbria (sablefish)
Lineage: Eukaryota; Metazoa; Chordata; Actinopteri; Perciformes; Anoplopomatidae
Gene: hexb
Product: hexosaminidase B (beta polypeptide)
Exons: 14
Coding region: 65-1729 (554 amino acids)
Biological process (GO): carbohydrate metabolic process; ganglioside catabolic process; glycosaminoglycan metabolic process
Cellular component (GO): membrane
Molecular function (GO): beta-N-acetylhexosaminidase activity
Source: RefSeq, a predicted model, not a curated record